CCUAAAAAUGUCAUUAGAUUACUCUAAAGUUUCCGAUUUCGUCCAAGUCUCUUACUUGUACUUGUCCUCGAGUAGUGACGCGUUCCGUUACCAGUGCCUCGACAAGUUCCAGCACAAGUGCGACCUCUCAAAACACAAAGAGAGCCAUUUGGGCCCCCUUGAGAUGCCCUUACACCCCUUUGAGUGCAAGUUUUGCCCCAAAAAAUUCAAACGAAAGUCUUGGCUGAAAGUCCACAUGAAACGACACGACAAUAGUCGCAAUUUCGAGUGUCCCACGUGCGAGAAACGGUUCAAAUUCAAGCAACAGUUGCAAAAACAUGUCUUUUUUGACGAAAAGCCGUUUCCUUGCACUGUGUGUGGGAAGGAUUUUAAGUUGAAGCAAACUUUACAGAACCACGAGAAGGUUCAUUGCGAUGAGAAGGAGUUUCAGUGUGAGAUUUGCCACAAGGAGUUUAAAUUGAAGCCACAAUUGAUGAACCAUAUGAAAAUGCACAGUGAGGAAAAACCCUAUGAAUGCGAAAAUUGUGAUAAGAGUUUCAAAUUUAAACAACAGUUGCAAAAUCAUGAACUUGUUCAUUCGGGGUACAAACAAUUUGAAUGUGAACUUUGUAACAAGAGUUUCACGUUUAAACAACAAUUGAAGGUUCAUUUGAAGAUACAUUUAAAUGUGAAAGAAUUUAAUUGCGACGACUGUGACAAAGUCUUUAGGACCAAGCAGCAGUUGCAAGUGCAUUGCAAGGUGCACAAAGAACCUAAAUAAAUUUUUUUGUUACUUUUUGUAAUGUGAAAACAGAAAAGAAAAUUUUAAAUUUGAGAGUUGGUACUAUUUUUCAACGAAAAUCGUAGCGUGCUUAUGUAUUUUUUGGUUUUGUGGGUUGGUACUUUCGCACAAAGACGCGCAAAUAUUAAUUUAUGUUACAUUUGUUUUAUUUUAAGCAAUAAUGAACUCAAGUUGAAGAAAAUUUAAGUAUUUCGUUGUGUUUUUUGCUGUGUUUAUCGCAAUUGGAAUUUUUAUCUCUUGACCUGAAUAAAUCAUGAAUUAAAAGUU
Tribolium madens (black flour beetle) is the source of this 1048-nucleotide messenger RNA. Its product is annotated as gastrula zinc finger protein XlCGF49.1-like. Gene Ontology annotation, molecular function: DNA-binding transcription factor activity; RNA polymerase II cis-regulatory region sequence-specific DNA binding. The record is from RefSeq and is a predicted model, not a curated record. NCBI's taxonomy places the organism in Eukaryota, Metazoa, Arthropoda, Insecta, Coleoptera, Tenebrionidae. Gene Ontology annotation, biological process: regulation of transcription by RNA polymerase II.